Molecule: messenger RNA, 987 nt
Organism: Strongyloides ratti
Lineage: Eukaryota; Metazoa; Nematoda; Chromadorea; Rhabditida; Strongyloididae
Product: WW domain binding protein 11 family-containing protein
Exons: 2
Coding region: 1-987 (328 amino acids)
Biological process (GO): RNA processing
Source: RefSeq, a predicted model, not a curated record
AUGGCAAAGAAUUACAAUCCAGUUGAAGUAGAAAGGCGUAGGCAAAAAAAUAGAAAUCAAAAAAAGAGUAAACAGUUAAGAAAUACACAAAAACAUGAAUAUAUGACAAACAAAGAUUAUGAUGGAAUCUUAAAACACAUGAAACAGUUAGAUGAAAAUGAAGCUAAAAAAAGGAUGCCACCUAAAGCAUGUGAAGACAAAAGAAAAAAAUUAAAACAGCAAUAUUUAGAGAUAAUAAAAUUUUAUCGAAAAACAGAUAACAAACAAAAGAUAAUGGAAUUGGAGUCAAAAUUAAGAAUUUAUGAAAAUGAAAGAGACUUUCAGAUGAGUGUUUAUUUAGCUGAAGCUACAGCAGAAAAUCCCUCUGAUAUACCAUUACCUCCAGGACCUGAAAUUCCAUCUGCUUUACUAAUUAAUCCACCAUCGAUGUGCCUAAAUAUUGACAAGACAUCUGAUGAUAUUCCUGGUCCACCAUUAGGUCCAAUACCAAAUUUAAUAGAAGUUAGUAAACGAUUAAGAAAAGUAUUUAGAUAUGAUGAUACUGGUGGAUCAUAUCAAUCUGGAAAUUUCUCUAGAGAAAAAAAUCAAUCAACAUCUAAUCAGGGUCCUUCAUUGUCAAACACAAAUUCUGAUAAAAAUGCUGAACAAAAAGCAACUGUUAGAGAAUUUAGAAAAUUUGAUCCAUCAUCAGAAGUUACCAUACCAACAGCUCAAAUUUCAAGUGCUCCAGUCAAACGAAAUAUGAUUAAAGAAGCUACACGUAUAGUUCCAGCACAUUUAUUAGUUAGAAGAGAUGUAACAAAACAAAACAAAAAAAAUUCAAAUAUUUCAACGGGUACAGACUUUGCUAUUACUUCAUCAUUUACGAAUCAAUUUAAUGAAACUAAAAAAACUUCUGAUGAAGGAGAAGAUUCUAGUAUUAAAAAAGGUGGGAACAUGGAUGAAGCUUAUGAUUUAUUUAUGAAACAGAUUGAUGAUUUAAUUUAA